Molecule: messenger RNA, 393 nt
Organism: Salvelinus sp. IW2-2015
Lineage: Eukaryota; Metazoa; Chordata; Actinopteri; Salmoniformes; Salmonidae
Product: cyclic AMP-dependent transcription factor ATF-6 alpha
Biological process (GO): regulation of transcription by RNA polymerase II; endoplasmic reticulum unfolded protein response
Cellular component (GO): nucleus
Molecular function (GO): DNA-binding transcription factor activity, RNA polymerase II-specific; RNA polymerase II cis-regulatory region sequence-specific DNA binding
Source: RefSeq, a predicted model, not a curated record
CCUUUUACUUCCCGCUACCAGCCACAACAAAGGAAGUAGGCCCAAGAUGUCCGUGGUGUUGCCAGCCAUGAACCUUAAUGAUCGUGUGAUCAAGGACAAGGAGUUUGAGGUGAUGAUGCAGAUUGACUGUGAGGUCACAGACACCAGGAUCAUCCACAUCAAGUCCUCCAGUAUCCCACCAUUCCUGCGUGUCAACCGCACCGGCACCCUGUACCCGCCUUCACCUUCGGACAGCGAGGCCACGCCUCCUGUCCAGGUGCUCAUGGGUUCCGCGUAACCUCUGUCAACCAAUCGAAUGGACUCACAAACCCGUAACUUCCACCAACCAAUUGAAAAGAUGGAACAGCAACACCAGUCUGUUCUGCUCCACCAGUUUAACAGAUGGAAUAACAC